Coregonus sp. 'balchen' is the source of this 5751-nucleotide messenger RNA. NCBI's taxonomy places the organism in Eukaryota, Metazoa, Chordata, Actinopteri, Salmoniformes, Salmonidae. The record is from the annotation of a GenBank genome assembly.
CUGAGCACGCUUCGUGCUAUCCGGGAUCUCAUUGAGCACACACGUGUUGUCGUCAGGUCAGUCGCGCAGCAGACCGAAGAUGGCGGAUGUAGAAAGUAAGUAGUCCUUGCACAGUCUAACAGAACUAUCUUAUUUCAAAGUAGCUAGCUACAACUGCUGUGACAUUUUAGGUGUUUGUUGUUGUGUAUGUUUAUUUACUAGGAAAUUGUGAAAUAUUACUAGCAACACUGCACCCAACAUUGAGGCAUGAUCAAACAAGCGGCCACGUUCCCAAUAACUUUGCAUGACCCAGCGUAAACCAUGUGGGUAUCCAACUAGCUACACAUAUAGCAGUAUAUUCAUUGAUAUAUAUAGUUACUUGCGUAUACUCCCAGAUCAUGGUAUUGCAAUCGUGCUGAAUUUUGUUGGUAAGAUGGCUAGCUAACUUUAACAACUAAGUAGUCCUAGGUUACGUAGUUAACUACGUAGCUAGGUAACGUUAGAUGGCUACUGUAACGUUACAUAACUAGAUAGCACGUAACUAACGACGUAGUUGUCUAACUGUAACUAUGUACUUAGCGCUAGCUAACAAAGUACAUACUUUUGGGUAACAGUAGUGCCCAAUGGCAGCCUCAGAACUUUAUCUUAGCUAGCUAACGUUACGCCAUUUUGUUAAUAAUCACACUCAACUAGAGGGGUUUCAUCCAGACACAGAAUGGUUGCCACGUUCCGAUGGUGGUCACGCUGUCUGUGAAACGGUACUGCGAAUUCAUGAAUAUGAACUAUUUUCAGUUAACUAGCUUACUUGCAAUAUCUGAGUUGUAUAUGUGUCGUUAUGCACGUUUCUGUGACUGCGGACACCGUACAUAGUUGGGUAAAAUUGCCCGUAAAGGCUCAUUUUCUUACACCACCAAAAGUACCACGUGCCAGUCGUGUCGGCCACGUGGGAGCGCUUUGCCAAAUCGAAUGUGGUAUGCUGAUGAGCAAUAACUAUUAGCUAUCUCUCAAUUAGCUGAUUAAACUAAACGAUUUACGAUGGACCACCACCAUUUAAGUUUAAAGUUUUAUUAGUCGUAUGUACGGGAUAUGCAUGGUAUACAUCUUCCAACGAAGUGCUUACAGUACCUACAGGUUUCUUCUCGACAAUCCUCCAGUAGGGAAACGUCAUGGAACACAUGUUUGUUGCUAGCUAGUAACAUUAUCCCUUUAUUUUUCCUUUCAAGUGAACUCUGCUAAAAAGCAGAAGAAGAAGAAGGAAAAGACAGUUGCUGUUGAUGACGUUGGGGUAAGUCCUUACAAGCUUUUUUCACUGUUAGAUUCAAAUGGUACGAACAUUUCCCCUAAAUUCCUCAUUUUUUGGUACAGGAUAUUCAGGAGAGUGGAGAUUUCCUCAUCAAACCGGAGUCCAAAGUUGCUAGUCUGGACACAUCUCAAUGGCCUUUGCUGCUGAAAGUGAGUUUGGCUACUCUUGUCCUGUCCAUCUGUAGAAGCAGGAUGCUGUAUCUGAAAUGAUGAACUUGUUUAUCCAUUCGCUGAGUGCUGCUGGGCCCUGGCCCUGCAGCCCCCUGUGUCUGUUCUUGACUCAGGGGGAUCAGCGGCUUGACUCUAUGCUUUUGCCCCAGUGUUCUACUGGGGUAAACUGUGUUGGGGGCAGGUGUGCUGGUGCUAUGGUUAAGGGCCCGGCUACAACUAAGACGAGCGUAAACUCCUGAUCACAUGCACAUCCCUUCCAUGCAAUUACAUUUGGUUAUUUGUAAGGGAAAUUCUUAAUUCUAACUUCUCCCCUGUUGACUCAUUUUGUCAUGCAGAAUUUUGACAAACUCAACAUCAGGACAGCUCACUACACACCCUUGCCAAAUGGCUCAAACCCUCUGAAGAGGAACAUUCAGGACUAUGUCAGGUAACUUUUGGUCCUUUUUGCUCAGUCGCGUGAAUUUUUUAUGAAGCCACAUGAUGAAUGUAAAUAGAUUGCACUAGCACUAUGUGCAAAGAUGACUCCUUAUCUAUCACCCUUGUCUGAUGGCUCUACACGGAUGCCUUUUAAAAUAUUGAAGUGUUGUCUGUGAUUUCAUUUUGCUCCACUCCUCUAACUCAAUCCAUGUGAUGUGCAGGACAGGCUUCAUCAACUUGGACAAGCCUGCCAAUCCCUCCUCUCACGAGGUGGUGGCCUGGAUCAGACGUAUCCUGCGAGUGGAGAAGACUGGCCACAGUGGUACCCUGGACCCCAAGGUGACAGGCUGCCUCAUUGUGUGUGUGGACAGAGCCACACGACUGGUCAAGUCCCAGCAGAGUGCAGGUGAGUCACCUUGUAAACCCAACUCCUUCCUGCUCUGAAUGUUUACCUCCUGAUGGUUAUGUAAACACAUUAAGAUUGGCCUCUCCUUACUACUCUUCUGCCGUCUGUUUCAGGCAAAGAGUAUGUGGGAAUUGUUCGGCUGCACAAUGCUAUUGAGAAUGAGCACACGCUUGCUAGGGUAAGUUAUCUUGUUAAUGCAGUUUUUUACUCUUAGCAUGGUUCAGAGUUUGUAAUUUAACUGUAAAAGUAUGCCAAUAAAUGUGUCUGCUUUUGUAAUAUUAAGUUACUGCCUCUUGACAUGUAUGUGAGAUGAUGAUUGUGUUUAUCCAUUCUCUGAGUGCUUGCUAGGGUCCUGCUUUCUCUGUGGUGCUCAUGUCUGUUUUAGCCAUGAGUGUCUGCUGUGCCCCUGGCGCCACUCUGCCACUUCAGUGUUCUACUGGGGCAGCUUGUGGUGGAGACAGGGGCAGGACUGGAGGGCCCUGCGAUAACAAAGACGAGUUGACACGCCUGAUCACACAUUAGUAAGGACAUGGGUGUUAUACCGGUGUUGUGGGACGUCAUGGUUAAUCCAACACUUGUCUCUUCUUUUUUUAGGGUAUUGAAACCCUUACAGGAGCUUUGUUCCAGCGACCACCUCUCAUCGCAGCCGUUAAGCGCCAAUUGAGAGUUAGGACCAUUUAUGAAAGCAAACUCAUUGAGUACGACCCAGAGAGGAGAUUGGGUAAGGAAUCGAAUGCUUUAUUUCCUCAUGCUCCGGUUAGAAAUGUUUGUCAGUACUUGAAUACAUGAAAUUACGAUACUCUUUAUAAACUGGAAGUUGUUGAUGCUAUUUUAGAGAUGAUAAUCUAACCGUAUUGUUUGUUGCAGGUAUUUUCUGGGUGAGCUGCGAGGCUGGGACCUACAUCAGAACCCUGUGUGUCCACCUGGGGCUCCUCCUGGGUGUUGGUGGUCAGAUGCAGGAGCUGAGGAGAGUUCGCUCUGGUGUUCUGGGAGAGAGGGUGAGUCUCUUACCUCUUUCAUAAUCCUUUGACUGUGUUUUGUCUGGUUACUUUGAGGUCCAAAGUGUUGAGUUCGGUUCUGGGCCUCUCCCCAGUCCUGGUAAUUAUUCUUUGGCACAGAAAUGGCAUAGAGUGGCUCUGAAUAGAAAGUGGACAUGCCAGCCACUUGAUUCCACUCUAGCCAACAUGUUAUGGGAAUGUUGAUACUUAGGCCUAUGGUCUGUUUAAUGUGUAAUGUAUUUAGGACUCAUUCAAUGUUGGAACAUGUUCUCUGCAGGACAAUUUGGUGACCAUGCACGAUGUGCUGGAUGCUCAGUGGCAGUAUGACCACAACAAGGAUGAGACAUACCUUCGCAGAGUCAUCUACCCACUGGAGAAGCUUCUAAUAUCUCACAAACGUCUGGUCAUGAAAGACAGUGCAGUGAGUUCUUGUUUUCUGACUCUAAAUUGAUAGUCUGGGUGUUGUUUUCCAAAUGUGCCCUUGUGUAGAGGACUAAACAAGUCUUUGAAUUAAUUCUGAUUUAUUUUCUCCCCAGGUGAAUGCAAUCUGCUAUGGAGCAAAGAUCAUGCUGCCUGGUGUACUACGAUAUGAGGAUGGCAUCGAGAUCAACCAAGAUAUUGUGGUUAUAACAACCAAAGGAGAGGCCAUUUGUAUAGGUGCGCAAUAGAAAUAUGCUGUUCUGCAAAGCAAUUGCUUUUUCAAAAGGCCACAUGAUGAUCUCAUAGACUGCAUUAGCACUUUGUGCAAAGAUGACCUAUUAUCUAUCACCCUUGACUGAUGGCUUUGAAAAACUAGAUUUUCUCCAUAUAAAUGUUUAUGCUCUUAUCUCAACUUUGUUCCCUUACAAUUUUCCAGCUACUGCCCUCAUGACGACUGCAGUGAUCUCCACAUGUGACCACGGGGUGGUGGCCAAGAUCAAGAGGGUCAUCAUGGAACGAGACACCUACCCCCGCAAGUGGGGCUUGGGCCCAAAGGUAACGCCUCUUGUGCAAGCUAUUGGUAGUCUCCAUUUACAUUUUAGUCAUUCUUAUCCAUAGCGACUUACAGUAGUGAGUGCAUACAUUUUUAUACUGGUCCCCCGUGGGAAUCUCGCAUCCCUGGCGUGUGUGAGGCACACUGGACUACAACAGUUUAUGCUUUUAGUGCUGUAUUAGGAAGAUUCGAACUAUGAUUUCUAAUGAACAGGCCAGCCAGAAAGAUGAUGAUCCAGAAGGGCCUGUUGGACAAACAUGGCAAAGCCAACGGCAGCACUCCAUCAGACUGGAAGGAGGGCUACGUAGAUUACAGGUGUGAAACCAGUCUGGGAGGGGGCUAGAUGGAGCAGUUUGGUAUAGCAACCUACAUGCAUCUUAUGAUUCUAGUCAGCAGACAGUUAUCCCUUUCUGGUCUGCCCCGUGGUCUCUGAGGGAGUCAGUCUGCAACAUCAACUCUCGUAGCUCAGCAGAGAUCUGGUAGUGCAUUCUGCCUGGCUGGCAGCUGAGCUGUGUGAACAUUCAUAGCUACUAUUUCCCACCCAUGUGGGGUAACUUGCAACCCAAACCUUUUCAGUCAACAGUUGAUCUGUAGGUGCAUUUGUUAAUCGUUCUUAAGGAAUGAGUCUGAUACAAAGGCUGACAUGUGGCCUUCUCAUUUUCAGUGCGUCCAAGCCCAAGGCUGAAGGAAACGGCAAUGGUGAAGCAAAGGUAUGUGUACAUAAGUUGAUACUCUGGUAUUGAUUGAUUUGAAUUGGAUCAGUAUUUGGCACGCAUGCCAAAGAAGCUGUAGUUAAUUCCAUAUAUGAAGUUAUGUGCAUAAUGAGAUGGACUAAACAAUGUCUCCGUCUUUCAGAGGAAGCGUGAAGACAGUGACAGUGAUGCAGCAGCACCCUCUGCACCUUCCACUCCGUCGGCAGAAGAGAAGAAGGAGAAGAAGAAAAAGAAGAAGGAAAAGAAGCAGAAACUAGAGGAGGCGGCGCCAGCAGCAGAGACAGACGGAGAGGUGGGUUUCUGCUUCUGUUCUGAAUGGACAGCAGUAUGACCUUGUGGCUCUAGAAUAUGCUCUGGUCACAGGGAGGGACAUGUUGAAGUUAUGGUUUUCAGCAGUAGUUUCUCUGUAAAUAUACAGCCAGUUAAUGAAGUGCCAUGCCUAUCACUGGUGCAAUAUAAUUUGCAUUUAUCCCGUGCAGAAAGUUAUCCCUUUCCAACCUGCCUGUGGCUGCAGAGGGAGUCAGUCUGCUACAUUAUUGUGGGUGUCUUUCAAGCAUGAGCAUUUGGUCAUGUUGGUUCCUUACAUCUUCUACACCUAUUUUGUUAGCAAAGUCACUACAGCUACACCUAACAUGCCUUUUAAACUGCAGAGGGCAUUUUCACUUAGGACUUUGAAUUGCUUUAAACAUUUGCCAAAGGAAUAACAAAUCUCCUUAUGCACAGGUGGGCGAGAGUGCCAAGAAGAAGAAGAAGAAGAAGAAGAAGAAGGAAGCGGAGGCAGAAGCAGAGUGA